AUGACGAUGAAGCUGAAGAAAGACUAAAGAGAGGAUGUGAGAGCUUCUUCGCCAUGAAGGGUGCAGCCAUGGUUCUCCCACACUCCAAAGAUUCCAAAAGGCCCAUCAAGAAACACCCAGGUUCGGCCCACCCUUCCACAAGUCAUCCCGCUGUCCCUGUCGACCUUGACCUCAUCCCCUCCGGGCCCCCGCUGCCAGAAGCUCUGGUCGGUGAACUCCAGCUUCAUCUACAAUGUAUCUUCUGGAUCCUGAGACAGGAGGACACCAUCAAAAUGGCUGUAAGGCUUGAGUCCUCUUCAGACAACUUCAUCCGUUACAUGGUCCUGGUGUCCUGCUUGGACACCCAUCAGAACACCGAAGAGACCAUCAUCCUUGGUGUUGAUAUUAUCCAGGACAAGGCUACCAUUGGAUUGGUUCUACCCAUCUGGGCCGAUAGCAUCAUCCACAUGGGUGGGGAUGGUGGCUUCUCUGUGACGACGGGAGAGAAGAUCAACGUCUUCAAGCCAGUGUCUAUACAGGCCAUGUGGUCCGCAUUGCAGGCCCUGUACAGGGCGUGUGACUUGGCUAGAGCGCACAACUACUUCAUUGGAGGCCUUCAUAUGACCUGGAUAGGCUAUUACCAAAGCAGCAUCUCCUCACCUUACUACUGCCUCAAGGAAUGGGAGUACUUACCAGACGUGAUAUCACCACAGAGUGAUGAGAUAAACUACCUCUACAACAGAGAUGGAAGGUACUGUCCUACAGAAGAUGAGCUGACCAGAAGAUUUAUAUUCGUCAAGUUAAAAGAAGUUAUGAUCCAAUGUGACCUUGAAUCCGUUACCUCAAGAAUGGUCAGGAGUAGUCUGGAAAGAGAGAUAGGCAAAGACUUGAAGGAGUACAAGCAAUUCAUCGAUAAACAGAUCCUUCUUAUCUAUGGCCAACUAGACUCUGCUACAAAGAUAUUUGAUCAUAUAUACUUGGGUUCUGAGUGGAAUGCCACUGAUCUAGAUGAAUUAGAGGAGCAUGGAGUUGGUUAUAUCUUGAACAUCACCAAAGAAUGUGACAACUUCUUCCCGGAGCGUUUCCAGUAUUACAACGUGCGCCUGUUUGAUGACGUGGAAGAGAACCUCUUGAAUCACUGGAAUGCCACCUACAAAUUUCUCUCUAAAGCCAAAGAGGCAGGCUCAAAAGCUUUGGUCCAUUGUAAGAUGGGUAUUAGUCGAUCUGCUUCUACGGUGAUAGCGUAUGCCAUGAAGGAGUAUGGAAUGACUUUGGAAGAUGCUUUGGCCUUGGUCAAAGCCAAGCGAUCUAUCAUCAGACCUAAUGAAGCCUUCAUGAAGCAGCUACAGGUCUAUGAAGGUAUCCUAGAAGCAAGCCGUCAGAGACACAGGAUGUUUCGGUGUAAAUCUGAAAGUUCUCUUAGCCGUAGUGAAUCUGCUGAGUGCCUGACAAGUGGCAAGCCUCUAGACUCUGGCUCUACUGAAGAACUCGCACCCCGUGGUAUACCCAGAAACAAGUCCUUCUCUGUCAAAGAGAGAAAGAAAAAGCUAGAGGAGCUGGAGUCUCCCGAGGGGGCAGUCGGAGGAGGUCCUUCAUUUUUCAUUGGACCUGAUCCUACUCAUCUCGGAGCAGGCAAAUAUGUGGUGGGCACCAGUGAGCCACGCUGCAAGGGUGCUGUUGGUGAGGACACGGGUGACAGCGAUUGUGACGACAUCCAGGUCUUGGUUCCCCCUACGGUCAGACCAAGUUCCAUUGUGAAACUGCAGAAGGAAGGGGCACUAGCCUCAGGGACAGUCCCUUUUGUCGUUGCAACUGAACCUGAAGUGAUGCCAUUGACAGUACUUCCUUCCAAUGAGCCACCAGUUAGUUGUGAGGUGGUCGACACAGUGGAAGGCUCCAGCAUGGAAGAUACUAUGCUGAAUACAAACAACAAUAGUGCAAAUGAACUUUCAUUGGACGGCUCCGAGGGGGAAGCGUACCAGAAGAUAUGUGUGAAGUCUAAGAUUACAGAAAUUGAGAGUAGCGUGAUGGGUGCAGUGGAUUCAACAAAGGAAGGUGAGGAUGGAGAGGAAAGUGAAGUAGAAGCCUACAAAAGGGAGUCCAUUCCUUGGAAUCCUGGAACAGUACUACGGCAGAAACAGGAGUUGGAGGAGAAGAUGAGGGACGGGAGUCCGACAUCGUCUAUGUCGAUGAAGUUUGAUGGCGAGGUAGAGGAAGGAGGGGAAGAAGAGAAAUUGGACAGUCAAGUUGUUUCAAUUGUUGAUGAGCUGGCCUCAUCUGCGGCAGGAAGCAUGCAAGGUUGCUCUACGGCUUCACCAGAAACAAACCAUAAAAUCAGAAAUGUAAAUAGGACUGAUAAUGGACAGUGCGAAAAGCCACAAGAUUGUAGUGUGGACAAUGCAGAAAAUUCCUCAGCGCCUAUGGAUACAGCUGAAGCAACAGGCGAGCAUAGAUCGUCCGUCUACACCACUUCUGGUGAAGAGAUCCAGCUCUCGAUGGGCUUGGUGGAGCGACAUAAGAGAGAAUUUGAGCAGAAGAAAGCAGCAGAGGUUCUGCAGCAGGAUACAGAGACUGAUGCUGCAGUGGACAGUGCAGCGGCUUCACCCAGCCGUGAUAGGAGCAGUCCUCAAGUGUGUGAUUCCAUUUUGGAAGAAGGAAUGGAGGUUGAUGAGGGAGUCUAUCCAGACGAAGGAAGUCGCUGGAAGGUUGGAGACGUGAGGAGGCACACUAUGGAACUUGAAGAGAGAAUGGAGCUGGCAUCCUCGCCCAGCCCCACCAAGAUAUCGGCAUUCCGGCUUGAUCGCGAUGGAGAUGACCAAUCGGGGCUGACCACGGAGGAGUUGAAGAAUAUCCAAGAGAUGGACAUUCCUGUGAGAUCGUCUAGUCCUGUAGGUGCAGCCCUCGAGAAGCAAGAGGAAUCAGAAGGCAUGACAGGCGUUGCUGAACACGUCCAUAAGUUAGAACUCAAAAGGUGUCGUUCCAUAGCAAAGAUGUCAAAUGAGAAAUUCAAAGCUCUGAGAUCAUCUAUUGGAGUGACUGAUGAGAAAAAGCCUGUCGCCAAACCUAGCUCGUCCGUAGAAGCUGCAUGCAAGUCAGUGGAAGAUGGACCUCUAGUUGAACUGAAUCCAGACAUGGUUAGACUCUUUACCAGUCACUUAGGAGAAGGGGCUACACUUGACGAAAAAGCCAAGGAAGAGAGGAAAACGCGCAAGAGCGAAUCGGACAAGGAAUCCACCAGCUCCUCACCGUCAAAGGUCAAAUCGCAGCAUGGCCCCUCCCAUCCGUUGAACAAGCUAGCACGAGGGGGCGGAGGAGGGCGGGGCACAAGUGGACGAGGGAAAUUUUAUAGUACCAUGUGAUAUCAUUGUCUUCCAUCCGUUGAUCAAAAGUGCUCUGUUCAAGUGUGUGUCUUACAGUGUAGCUCUUUCGUGUAGAUUCCUUUUGAUUAGCUUUAUGCUGUAAAAAUCAAUGUGUGAAUACAGUAUUGAAGCUCUUUCUUCUGGAAAUGGGGGGGGGGUGUAGCAGAAAUAAGGUAGCAUGAAUUGGUUUGGAGUCAUGCACAAUGUUUGUGAAUGUUAAGAAAUCAAUUAUGAAUUGGUUUCUGUCCUUCUGCCAUUUUCUCCUCUUUUGAUACUUAUAGGAUGCAAACCAAGCUUAAGAUUAGCAUCAAUACACUCAAUAUUUUAAGAAACCAAGUUCUGAAUUUUCGUCCAUUAUUCAUCAAAGUAAUAAUUCAGAUUUAAUUUUAUUAUCGUUGACUCAUGCAUACCGGUAGUCUCCCUUAAAAACAGAUUCCAACCAACAUGGUUUCACAAAAUGCUUACAAUGUUUGAUUCUUUUAUAGCACAUGACACAUAACUAAGAUUGUCCUUAUCACUGAGGAGAAAAUAUGUUGGGCUUAUUGGCUAAAUAGAUUGUUAGACUCAACUAUUUGUGAAGCACCCUCAAUCUUCCUUGGAUCUCCUACGUCUCAACACAAUACACCAAAGAGUACCAACAUUAUGCAUUACCCUAUUUUCACCGUUGUUUCUUAUUCGACAAUAACAUGUGGUGGUGUUUCAUGAAGAGAACUUCUUGUGGGAAAUUUUAUAGGUUUUAUUCAUACAUAUUCCGUAUGAAUCAGUCCCUGGAUCUUCUUGUUGUUCCCUUCUUUCAUCAUUUACUUCUUCUUUCUCUUCUUCCUCCUCCUUUCCCUUCUUCUUCUUUAGCUCCUUCUUUCACUCGUUAUUCUUCACAUUGUUCUCCUCCGUCCCCAACUUGUACUCAAUCUUUUUAUUCUUCUUCAUCUCAACCUUUUCCUUCUUCUCUUCCUUCCUUCAUCAUAUUGCCAUUUUAACUUCUUCUUUUCUUGUCAAGGUGCUUCAAAUUAAUCUGAAUGUCUAAAUCUUCCCUCUUUUAUAGCUGAUUUCUACAACGUGCACAUCCUUUUAACUGAAAUUCAUAGAAACUUGAAUGAAAUACUAAUUGUGUUAGAUGUCAGUUGGCUUUCUUCACACUUUGUUUUUGAACUCUGUCACGUAGAUAAUGUGAGACCAAAUAAUGCAUUUUGAGAGGGCUGUAUGAGAGUUCUAUGAUAACAUAGACCUUGUAGAUUUGGGAGUUAAUUGUUUAUCUUGCAAUACGUAGGCAUUUAGGAGAAUAUCCACUGCUUAGGACAAGAUAAUUGAUGAUUAGGAAGAAUGUAAAUGUUUGUAUUUUUUUCUAUGAAGUAUUGAAAAGUGAGAUUUUGACAAGAGAUUCAGUGAUCUAAUGCAGAAAGAUUUAGAUGAUGAAUGAUUGGUUAUUACGCUUUUCAUGUAAGCCUGACCUAGAGUACCAUUAAUAUUUCAUUUUCUGAUUUAGCCUUUUGGUUUGAGUGUAAAUGAUGCAUCGGUCCAUGUCGGUGUAAUGCUUUUGUCAAGUGAAUUGGAUAUUUUCUAUUAUCAUUUUAUGUUAACCAAAAGCAGGAAUUAGACCCAUAGACAUUCACGUUACUACAUAUUUCAAUAAUGUAGGGAUAGAAUUUUGACAAAUGAUAAGAAUAUUUAUCAUCUUAAUCUAGUACAUGUUUUGUUAUUUUGAGUAUUUUUAUGAAUAAUACAUAACAAUUUAUAGCAAUAAUCUAAUAAUUAUUAAUGACAUUUACUAUAUUUAAAAAAAAUUAUGCAUGUUCUUAUAAACCAUAACCUGAAUUGACCAUAUAUAUUGUAAUGCAACUCAUCUUUGUAAUUAUAAUCCUGAUCUUCUUAAACACUCCAGAUCUAGAUGAAAAUAUAAAGUCAAGAAUAAUGAUAAGAGACCAAUGUUUUUUCUAGUCUUGCACCAAAAAUGAUGUUUUACCCAAUUACGUAUUUUCCAUCUUCAUAUUUUCAUGCCAUGUAUUAAUUGAAUAAUAACUUUUGAAUCUUUCUUUUAUUUUUCUGCAUCCUUUAUGAACAUAUUUCUUAAGAUGUUACUUCAAAGUUCAAGUCUCUGUCCAACUGAUAACUUUAUUAAUCAAAAUAGCUGAGAACUUGCCUCCAUUUUGAUUUUAAAUUUUCAAUGUAAAAUAAAUCAGGUUUAUGGGAAAUUUCAGAAAAGUGUAAGUAUUGUUAACCAGUUUAUCUAGGGGGGAUGUAUUAUUUCUUUUGGAAAUCUGUUUUCCUAACAAAAUUUGGUUUCUUGCAAGAUACAAAUAUAAUAAGACAACCCCCUUCCCCUUUAAGUUUCCAAAUGCCUUCUCUCUUUCCCCCCCCCCCCCCAUUUCACUUGUAUUUGGUUUUUGCCGGUCACCCCCAGGGCAGCAUUUCAUGAAAUAAAUGGUGAUUUUCAUUAAAAACUGUUCUAAAGCUACUGAAUCCUUGCAUCUGAUUGGCUUAGAACAAGCUAGUCAGUCAAAAAAUACUUUUUCUUUCAUGAAAUGUUCCCCAGAUAUCUGCCAUUUUUCAAUUUUCACCCUCCUUGCAAUGUUUCAAAGAUUCAUAUUCGUGAUACCAUUUGUAUUUCAUAUGUUCUUUUUCUAUAAAAUCUUGCCAAAUAUAAAACAUACUUCAAUUUUUGCUUCCUUAUAUAUAUAUAUAUAUAUCCCCUUUCUCAUAACAGUUUUUAUGGUUGUAUUUAUUAGCUAUUUUAUAAAAAGAAAAAUCUUAUGUUAUGUGUUUCAUUAUGAAUAUACGUUUAUGUCAAGAUUACAAAUUGAUAUAUUCCAUAUAUAGGUCUUGGUUGUAUAUAUACAUCAUUGUAAGACAGCCAUAUGCUAUUGUACAUAGAUAGAUUUUGUUUAUUUUGUUACUGUAUCAUAUAUGUUGUAUAUAUUUAUAAUGUCCAUUAUAAGAUCUGUUUAAUUUUAUCCGACUGAUAUUUGUUUUCUUUUUUAUUCGUAUCAUCAUUUUGCCCCCACCCAAGACACAUGUUUUGAAUUUCUAUGUGAUAAUUGGAUCAUUUCACAAUAUAAAACAUUUGUUUAAAUGCAAAUUGUAUUUUCGUGUAUUGCUGAAUACGAGGGAUACCAUACAUCAGUUGAAAAUAAAUGGAUGUAUAUUUCAGCAUAAAAAGUAUGUAGUUAAUGCAUUCCAAACAUUUGCAAAUUGGAUUCUUCUUAUGAAAAUACAUGUACUUAUUUUUCUUUUUUAUGGUGAUUUCUGAUUGUCCAACGUGUAUUUUUUUAAGGGGGAUGGUAAUACAGGAUAGGAGUUAGUGUUGAGACAGUUUUUUUUCUUCUGAUUAAUGCGAGUAGUGGGUUUCGGGUUUGGGAUGCAGAAAUGUUUGAGAUAGGGGUUUAUACUUGGCUUAAUAUACAGAAUAUCCACAGUCCUGAGCAAAUGUCAUUGGAGUAUCAAAAUGAAUCCUGAAAUUAGUAGGGGACAUUUCUUAAGUCUCUGUCAUCUUUUUGGCAUAGCUCUAAAUACACCUUCUAGGGUGGUGCAUUUUUUCACCAAGUGGCUAAAAAAUAAUAAUGGUUAUAGCGUUAUAUCAACGAUAAUAUUAAUCAUGAUGACAAUAUCGAUUUGUAGUGCAUACACAAAAUGAAAAACAAAAUCCUUUUUCAGUAUGAAACGAAUUCUCAAGUAUGGAAUGGGACGAAAAUUUCAAGAUAUAAUCUUUGUAUCGGUUUCUGAAAUGCAGUGACUGAAUUUCUAAGAUCAUUCUUCAACGGAACUGUAUUAAGGAAAAAAGAUUAUAUUAUGUUCGGGACCAAACCUGAUUGACAGUAAUUGUCACUACAUGAUCAUAAGAUUGGAAUGUUUGAAUGAAUAGGCCAAUAUAAUUCACAAUAUUGAACCUUGAUCCCAAAACUUAGAUAGGCUCUUCAAAGUUGAUUCUGUUGAGCUAUACUUCGAACUUUAUAUUUCAAUCAAAGUUUUAUGUCAAAAUGAAAUUAUGGCAGUGUAGCAAAUGUGAAAGGUGUAUUGUAAGUUAUGCAGAGAUGUUGUAUAAGGUACAUUUUAAAGCAGUUUAUAGAAUAUUUGUACUAUAGACAGAAAAAUAGAAACAUUGGGAACAGUUCGCAUAUAUUCCUAAUAGGAGAGGCACCCCAUUGUGAUCCAUCAUUAAUAACUCACUUCAAUUUUGACCAAAAUCGUAUUCCAUGAAAUAAAAAUUAAGAUUUCUGUCUUAGCUCAAAUUAGAGAAUUCAAAUUAUUGUAAAUGCAAUUGAUUUCGAUGCGUUUGAAAUUGUCUUGUAAAAAAAAAUGUAUCUAUAUGACCAAAACGAAGAGCACCUUUUUAUGAUGUAUGUUGUUUAAUCUAAUGUUAAAGAUCAUAGCAAUGUAUAAUCUUUUGACUAUGCUUAAAAUAGUUUCAACAUUUUGGAGAAAAAGAAUAUUUUUUUGUUUAAUAAAUGAUUGUAAAGAUAUAAAUAUAAAAUUCCCUUAAGUUGUCCCCUCCCCCUGGAGGAAAAGUUAUUGCACAUUCCUGAAUUGACAAUCGUACAACCCCAAUUAUAUUUAUCUCUGUACAAAAAGGUUAUGUCUUUGUUAGUGUGGUUGCAUCUCAAAUUUAUUGCUACCAACAAAGCAUCGGUGUGUAGAAUUUAUUUAUAAAUUAUAACGCUAUCUAUGGAAGCAUAUUAUGUGUGUGUUUCUGUUUGUGUAAAGUUGCAAAGCAUCCAAAAUUGUUCAAUUCUUGUUGGAGUUGUAAUGUAAGAAGUAACAUGUUUAUGUAUUUUUGUGCUUUGGUUCUUACUGGCAAAGUAAAUAUAAAAAUUCAAUUUUAUUUGCUGUAGUUAUAGCAGGAUGGCGUGGUCAGACAUUGAUGAUAAAUGGGAAAGCAGUGCAGUAUAAUAAAUGUUGAUUAAAAAAAUUGCUAUCAUUAUUUUAUGAAAAUGUAAAUGGUAGAAUCUAUGGGUGGCAGUGCAGAGCGUCUUGGAGAUUAUAAUAAAGGGACUUGGUUUGGAGACUAGCUGUUUCUGAAUCUAGUCAAUCGAAAAGGAA
Molecule: messenger RNA, 8369 nt
Organism: Lytechinus pictus (painted urchin)
Lineage: Eukaryota; Metazoa; Echinodermata; Echinoidea; Temnopleuroida; Toxopneustidae
Exons: 14
Coding region: 54-3338 (1094 amino acids)
Biological process (GO): negative regulation of actin filament polymerization; protein dephosphorylation; actin cytoskeleton organization
Cellular component (GO): cytoplasm
Molecular function (GO): protein tyrosine/serine/threonine phosphatase activity; actin binding
Source: RefSeq, a predicted model, not a curated record